Messenger RNA from Fusarium odoratissimum NRRL 54006, 2113 nucleotides. RefSeq lists its product as uncharacterized. The coding region runs from base 500 to 1939 and encodes 479 amino acids. NCBI's taxonomy places the organism in Eukaryota, Fungi, Ascomycota, Sordariomycetes, Hypocreales, Nectriaceae. The transcript has a single exon. The record is from RefSeq and is a predicted model, not a curated record.
CAUUUGUCCAUCGGGCCUUACGACAUCAAUACCAUCCCAACAUGGCGAUGUUGACGUGGACAUGCCGAAUCAAUUAAUCUCGCCAAUUGUCAAUUCUCGCAUGUCCUACCCUGCAUCUGCACUGAUAUCGACGGAGAUCGGAUGUUGCGUUCCCUGUAGUAGCCGGGAUCAUAUCUCGAUAUAUCGCCAACGGAGACCCGAUCCCGUCGCCAACCAAUGCCCCGAAACAAAUUUCUCAUUCGCUGUAACAUUGUCAGAAAUAGUCUGAGACAUACGUCGAUAUCAUGAGAUGAGAUUCGGCCCAGUUUCCUAGACAACUCCACUAAGAGCCGCUAGCGCGACCCCUUUUAACCUUUAACCGUCCGAUCGGGAGGUCCGUAAUCUUGCAUCAGGCCACGAUUUGCAUACCCACACCAACCAACACCGAUCCUUGAUCGCCCCACGGCAUACACAAAAGAGGACAUUGAAGAGAGAAGAGGUUGUUAUACGAACGGCGAAUAUGCUCAAAGCGCUGUGGCUAGCUGGCCUGGCCACCGCCUCAAUCACCAUCCAAGUCCACCGCGUCGACCCAUUGCCCUUCAGCGCGUCAGGUAUCGCUACAUCAGCCUCUGAUCUGUUCUCGCGGAGUUGUCCAGAAGAAGCGGAAAACACAGCCUCACUACUCGCAUCAUCAUUUGAUGACCUCGCUGGAAGAAAUGUAUUCCCCUCGUCGGAUGGGUUUGUGAGGGGCGCUGUUGAGGCGUGGGCCAAACACGAGCAUCUCAUCUUGCGACCUGAUGAGAUCUGGUUUGAAGUUUUGGCACAGAUGAAUGUGUACAUGAGUACCCACUCUGAGGCUCUCCGGCAUUUAUUCGUUGAUCACUCUGGGCGCGAAAAGAUUACCGUAGAAGGGUUUUCGUGGGACGGUAUCAUCGGUGCGUUUAGAGGGGAGAUCCAGAGCAGGGUUAAGACGGGGUGGUUGUUGGAAUGGAUAACACCCGGUUUUAGCACUUCGACUGCUCAAGAUGACGUUACGGCCACGGUGUUGAUGAUGGGACUGAUGCAGCAUUUCUUUGAGUUUGAGGGCAUGGUGGUAUGUGGAAUACCGAGUAUGACGCUUCUUGGGGAGAGGGAAGAUUGGGUUAAGCUGGGGGCGAAGGUUGAGAUGCUGAAGGAGUUUGGGGACGAGGCGGCUGAGUUUGCGGAGAGGCUGAGGCCGAUUAUGAAGAGGUUUGUUAGUUCCUGGGACGUUGAUACUGAAGGGGGUGAGGGUGAUGGGGAGAGGAGGUUGUUCUGGGAGCAGAUUGUUAGGGCUAAGAAGAAGUGGUCUUGUGGUGAGGGGGCGAGUGAGUGGGAUGUCUCAGGGUGGAUUACGGGCUUCAUGCAUUGGGAUCGUGAUGGAAAGGUUAGAGGAGUCUAUGAGGAUUGGUAUGAUAAUUGGGACGACGAGGAUGAACAGGAAGCUGGAGAGAAGGUUGAGGAGGUCAAGAGAGACGAAGUCAAGGUUGAAGAAGAAAAGAAAGAGGAGGUACAAAUCGGGAUCUUCCCCAACGACUGGUCCAUCACAAUCGACGGACAGAGCUACGUUCCCUGCACCCUCUCCGACAUCAGCAUCGGCUACGCCAAAGCGCCCCUGACCAUGAAGAACUACCCGUCACCAGGCGUCGACACACAAGCCUAUCUUGUAGCAGGAAACGUCGGCGUCGAGAAGAAGAAUACCCCGGGCGGAGUCAUGGCGCAGCCCGUGAGCGGAUGGUUUGUUUAUGCGGGUGUUGAUGCGAAUUAUAGCGCUGGGCCGUGGCUUGGAAGUGGUGAGGAGUUGGGAGGGAUUGCGGGGGGGAUUGUGAGCUGUAAGGCUGCUUUGGAAGCGAGCGGUAAAGACGGGGAGGUGAAGGAGGAGGAGAAGAAGAAAGAGGGAGAGGGAGAGGGAGAGGGAGAGGAGGAAGUAAAGGAUCUGUAAAUGUAAUAUCUAAUGAGAGAAAGAAGAGAAGAAUAAGAUGGACUAAUACAGGAGUUACACGGGAAAUACAGGCUUGGGCGCUUUCCAUCCUCGACAGCAGAAGCUGGACAUGUUGUGCAUUUUCUUUCCGAGGCAGCCCCAGGGAGGAUCAUAUCCAUUCACUUUUUCUUUCCA